Messenger RNA from Coffea eugenioides, 717 nucleotides. RefSeq lists its product as uncharacterized. The coding region runs from base 133 to 555 and encodes 140 amino acids. The transcript has a single exon. The record is from RefSeq and is a predicted model, not a curated record. Lineage: Eukaryota; Viridiplantae; Streptophyta; Magnoliopsida; Gentianales; Rubiaceae.
UUUCUUCCUUCCUUGUCGCUCACUUCACUCUUCCAUCCUCCCUUCAUCAUCUUGUUAGAAAUUUUUUUUUUUUUUUUUUUUUGUGGCUUCAGCAAGCCAAGCAAAGCCUCCUCAGAGCUUCUCUUUGGAUUAAUGCUAAUGGCCACAACCCCAUUUGCCCAUUUCCCCACCUCCCCAGUCAUCUGCUCCGCUUCUCCCCAACCCAACCACCACCCUAAACACAACCCGACCCGCCAGAAGUUAUCUCCUUCUCCCUCCAACUGGUGGCCUCCACUUUUCGGAUGGUCCUCCGAUCCCGACUACAUUCAGGGCUCCAACUCCGAGUCCAACCAAGAGAGCGGAGAGAUUCAGGGCCAUUCCGAGAGGGAAGCUUCGGGUCGGCCUACCAGGUCCAAGUUUGGUCUGGGGUGCUUUACAGAAGAUAAGGCCAAGGAGCUGCGGAAAAAGACCAUGGAGUCCUCAACCUUCCACGACAUUAUGUACCACUCCGCCAUUGCUUCUCGUCUUGCAUCGGACGCUUCUGCCUCUGGGACUGGGCGUCGUCAAGAACGCUGACUGUUAACUUUCGCGCUGGCUGGCUGGGCCCCACCUCCGGUUUUAUGAUUAAUCAAAUCCGUCGACUUAAAACUUUAUGAUCUAUUACUGCUAUGUAAUUUGGUUUAUUUCCCAUUCAGAUUAUUGUUUUUUCAAGUCUUGGUAAUAAAAUAUGUUCGGCAU